Molecule: messenger RNA, 2832 nt
Organism: Ambispora gerdemannii
Lineage: Eukaryota; Fungi; Glomeromycota; Glomeromycetes; Archaeosporales; Ambisporaceae
Source: the annotation of a GenBank genome assembly
AUGUCAAACCUACCUAAAAAGACCAAAGAAGUUAUCAGACGCAAAUUAGUUAUUGUCGGUGAUGGAGCUUGUGGAAAAACAUCAUUAUUGUCGGUAUUCACGUUAGGCUAUUUUCCAAAGAUUCCCACUGUUUUCGACAAUCUAGUAACUGAUAUCAGAAUAGACAAUAGACCGGUGCAAUUGGCAUUAUGGGAUACGGCAGGUCAAGAAGAAUACGAGCGUCUGCGACCUCUUUCAUAUUCAAAAGCGCACGUGAUUCUUAUCGCAUAUUCGGUAAAUCAACCAGAUUCAUUAGAGAAUGUAGCUGCAAAGUGGAUCGAAGAAACUAAUAAUCUAUGUCCAGGUGUACCCGUAAUCUUAGUCGGGCUAAAAAAAGAUCUAAGAGAAGAUCCAAACGCAAUUGAAGAGAUGGAACGUAACGGGUUAAGUUUCAUUGACACAAAACAAGGCGAAGAAAUGGCGCAACAAAUCGGCGCAAGAAAGUAUAUCGAGUGUUCAGCUCUAACAGGAGAAAAUGUCGAUGCGGUAUUUGAGGCUGCGUCCCGAGCUGCGCUCUUGAUUCGUGAUAAAGAGCCGGGAGAAAAGUAUUUGGAGGUCGAUAAGCCUGCAAAUUUUUUGCGGGAAACGUUAAAAGAGAUGGAGGAAAUAGACGCAACUGGGAUCUUAAAAUGUGUUGAUCAACACAUGGUUGAUACUUAUAAUGCGAUAAGUGCUGCAGCCAAGCUAGGCGCUUAUCGAUUAUUGCAUUUUGAAGAAAUGCCACAGCAAUGGCAAGAGAAUCCAUACAUUCGUUCUGGGUAUCGAUUCUUAUCCACAAAGCGAGCUUGUCUUGAAUCGAUAUUCUAUUUGCACAAUGAAACUUGUAAUAUUUGGUCCCAUUUAUUAGGGUUUAUGUUCUUCCUAGGUCUCGGAAUAUACACUUUUAAUACUCAUCUGAUGCACGCAACGAUUUUUGAUAAACUCGCUUUUGGCAUUUUCUUCAUAGCCGCUGCAAAAUGUUUGGUGUGCUCAGUAAUGUAUCAUGUAUUUAUUCAUUGUGCACAUAUACCAGUAAUGAAAUGUGCGGCAACCUUCGACUAUAUUGGCAUUUCACUUCUCAUCACCGCCUCAAUCCUCAUCACGGAAUACUAUAGUUUCUAUUGUUCUCCACUCGUUCGUUGCUUUUACAUGAUCUUCACUUCAUUGGCCGGCCUUGUACCAAUAAUGUGCUCUAUACUAUUCAAAUGGUGGGACACAAAACCGUAUCGUUUAUAUCGAGUUGGUAUGUUCGUAAUGCUUGGCUCAUCUGGAAUAUUCCCACUAGCGCAUCUCAUGCAUUUACACGGCGUGGUUCACGUGUGGCACUUUGUGAAUCCGAUAAUAUCAAGCAUCGCUGCCUAUCUGACUGGCGUCUGGAUAUACGCUAAUCGAUUUCCCGAGCGAAAAUGGCCGGGCAAAUUGGAUCGAUUCGGAAUUCAUAGUCAUUCAGUGUGGCAUGUGUUUGUGUGCGUUGCUCAUAAAUACUAUUCGACAACGACCUCUUCUUCCGACUUGCUAAUCCAAAAAAAGAUAAAACCAUUAGAUGGAAUACGUGUAUUAGAGUUAGGACAGGUGAUUGCUGGACCAUUUUGUGCUUCUAUAUUAGGAUAUUUUGGCGCAGAAGUGAUAAAAAUAGAACCACCGAAAUCCGGAGACCCAUUGCGUAUUUGGCGACACUUGGACAAGGAUGGAUGCAGUCCUUGGUUCCGAUCACUUAACCGAAACAAAAAAUCGUGCGAGAUUAAUUUACGUGCUGAUGAAGGUCGAAAAUUGAUACGACAGCUGGCUGAUAGAUCGGAUGUUUUGAUUGAGAAUUUUAAGCCGGGUACUAUGGAGAAAUGGGGACUUGGUCCAGAGGAAUUAUAUAAAAGUAAUCCUUCCUUGAUUUAUACACGUGUUUCUGGGUAUGGACAAAAUGGACCAUAUGCAACAAAACCUGGAUACGCGUCUGUUUGUGAAGGAAUGGCAGGAUUUCGUUACAUUAAUGGAUUUCCAGGAGGACCAUCUGUUCGCCCCAAUAUGUCACUUGGAGACUCCGUGGCUGGACUUACAGCUGCAUUAGGAGUAACUAUGGGUCUUCUGGCAAAGAAUAAAUUGGCCAACACUUCAAAAAGUGUCACUGGUCAGGUCGUCGACGUUGCUAUUUACGAGUCGAUGUUUAACAUGAUGGAAGGGAUAUUGCCAGAAUUUGAUCGAUUUGGGGAGAUACGACAACCAUCAGGCACGACAUUAACUGGCAUUGUACCCACAAACGCGUACCCAUGUUCCGAUAACAAAUAUGUAAUAAUCGGCGGUAACAGCGACGGCAUAUACAAACGACUAAUGCGUACUGCAGGCCGAGAGGAUCUAGCAACGCCCGAAUACGAAACCAAUAAAGAACGAGUAAUUCAUAAAGAUCUGAUUGAUGGCGCAAUUUCGGACUGGACGCGAACUUUAACGGCUAAAGAAGUCGUUGAGAAACUAGAAAAUGCCGGUGUGCCUACCGGCUUAAUUUACAAUAUUGAAGAUUUUGUUUAUGAUGAGCAUGUGAAGGCACGUGGUAUUUUGGAAGUUGUUCGUGUGGAACGGCGUGGUAAAACGGAGAAAAGUGGGAGUAAGGCGGGUAGUAAUAGUAGAGGUGAUAUAGAUGAUGAUGGGUGGGAUCUGACGGUCCCAGCUAUUGCUCCAAAACUCGAAGGCACACCCGGAGAGACAUUAUGGGCUGGACCUGAUCUCGGGCAACAUAAUCGCGAGAUAUUUUAUGACAUUUUAGAAUUGAAUGAGGGUCGUAUAAAAGAAUUACAAGCGAGUGGGGUGAUUGGGGAAACUAUAUAA